GGCGGCGGCGGGAGCAGGCGGGCUCAUAGGCGGCGCCGCAGCCCUAGCCGGUCCGGCUCAGCGGUCUGCGGGACCCGCGCUGCUCAGCUCCCAUAGUGCUCCGUUCCCGCACCGAGCGGCCAGUCGCGCGGACUCGUUCCGGAGAGUUUGCCCUAGAGCGCGGGCAAGUUUCUUCCCCAACCCGCUCUGCUAGAGUGGUACCUGCAACAGCUCCAGGGACGGAUGCCGAGGUUACUCUGUGGAAUGACCUCCAAGAGAUUAAGAAAACAUUAAAACUCCAUGGAGGAAUAGAGCUUUGCAGUCUUUGGAUUCAGACAUGAAGAGAGACACAGUGGUCUGAAGUGGUCAUGAAAGCCAAACAAGUCUUCUUUUCUGUCCUGCUGUUUGGGACAGCAGGGCUUCUGCUCUUCAUGUACUUGCAAGCAUGGAUUGAAGAACAUCAUACAGGGAAAAUAGAGAAGAAAAGAGAACAGAAAGGAGUAUCGGGUGUUCCCAGGAAAUAAUGUAUGGGAAGAGAAUCUACCACCCAGGAGUAGCCCCAGAUGACUACAGGAAAAAUCCAGAAACAGAUCACGAAUCAGAACUCUGAGGUUCACAUGCCUGAAGAUCUGAAGAAGAGAGGGGGAGAUCUGUUCAACCUAGAGAGUCCAACAAGGGUUUUAAGGAAGAACAGCCAUUCACAAAGGGAGAACAGAGUUUACAGAUCAACUGAAACACAUCGAGGAGCUAAAAUUGAAGUUUUUCAGAAACCCAUCCAGAUGGACUGGCCACUGGUCACUCAGCCCUUAAACAAAAGUUUGGUCCAAGGCAACAAAUGGAAGAAAGCAGAUGCAACCCAAGAGAAGCGUCGGUCAUUCCUUCAUGAGUUUUGCAAGAAAUAUGGUAGAGUAAAUGAUCCCAAGUCCAACCUUUUUCAUAUAGUAUCUAGGAUAUAUGUAGAAGACAAACACAAAAUCCUGUACUGUGAAGUACCAAAAGCUGGCUGCUCUAAUUGGAAAAGAAUUCUGAUGGUCCUAAAUGGAUUGGCUUCCUCUGCAUACAAUAUCUCCCAUGAUACUGUGCACUAUGGGAAGCAUCUGAAAACACUGGAUAGUUUUGACUUAAAAGGAGUACACAUGCGUUUGAAUACCUAUACCAAAGCUGUGUUUGUUAGAGAUCCCAUGGAAAGAUUAGUCUCCGCAUUUAGGGAUAAAUUUGAGCAUCCCAAUAGUUACUACCAUCCAGUGUUUGGAAAGGCAAUUAUCAAGAAAUAUCGACCAAAUGCCUCUGCAGAAGCAUUAAAUAAUGGCUCUGGAGUCAAAUUCAAAGAAUUCGCCUACUAUUUGCUGGAUGCUCACCGUCCAGUAGGAAUGGAUAUUCACUGGGAAAGAGUCAGCAAACUGUGUUAUCCGUGUUUGAUCAACUAUGACUUUGUAGGGAAGUUUGAGACAUUAGGAGAAGAUGCGAAUUACUUUCUACAGUUGAUUGGUGCUCCAAAAGAGUUGACAUUUCCAAACUUUAAGGAUAGACACUCCUCUGAUGAAAGAACCAAUGCCCACGUGGUAAGGCAGUAUUUAAAGGACCUGAGCACAGCCGAAAGACAGCUCAUCUACGACUUUUAUCACUUGGACUAUUUGAUGUUUAAUUACACAACUCCACAUUUGUAAUUUGCAUUCAUUUUCUAAAGCCCUACAUAGAUUUAAUGAUGAUGGCCUCAAAUCAGCUACUGUAAUUGUCCUACAAUUCUCUGUAUAGAGGAAAUUUAGCUAAGUGAAGUUGUCUUGAUUGAAUGAAGACUUUUUUUUUUAACCAAAGUGUAUGACAGCAAUUGGCACAAAGUUAUUGAAAAAUCAUCUCAAGGAGACAUGUAAACAACUUGAUGUGCUUUUAAAUGUUGGAAAAGAGCUGUUUUGGCAUUGUAGCUUAUACUGUGGAAGCAAUAACCUAGCCAGAUGUUACAUUAAACAAGAAAGCCUCUUGCAUGUAAAAUAAAAGGUCAAAAUAGUGAGAAUUGUGCAUUCAAAUCCUGGCAACAAUCAUCUGACAUGCAUGAAGCCAUGCUUAGCAGUUUGUGUCAUUUGCAGCAAAUGAUUGGAUGGUUUUCUUAUACCCGGAAUCUUCCUAUCCUCUGAUGAUAAAUCCAUUUUAAACAUUUGGGUAUAGGCAUUUUACUAUUGAUCUGGAGACAUUCUGUGAUUUACAAUAUGAGAACAGAGCAGACAAACAGAUGAAUCUGUGGCUUUUUA
Mus caroli (Ryukyu mouse) is the source of this 2225-nucleotide messenger RNA. The record is from RefSeq and is a predicted model, not a curated record. Lineage: Eukaryota; Metazoa; Chordata; Mammalia; Rodentia; Muridae.